UGGGAACAUAGGAGAAACCGGAUUAAUACCUUAUUCGACUAAAAAUGGCCAAAAACACAUCUCUCUAUUUUCGAAUUGUCGAAGGCAGGAACCUCCCGGCCAAAGACGUCUCCGGAACCAGUGAUCCAUACUGCAUUGUAAAAGUUGACAAUGAAGUUGUGGCCAGGACUGCCACAGUGUGGAAGAACCUUAAUCCUUUCUGGGGCGAAGAGUACACGCUGCACCUCCCGAUGGGUUUCCAUUCGCUCUCCUUUCAUGUCAUGGAUGAGGACACCAUUGGCCAUGAUGAUGUUAUUGGAAAGAUUACUCUGAGCAAAGAAGCCAUCGGAUCUCAAGCUAAAGGGCUAGAUAGUUGGAUGAAUCUGACGAGGGUCGACCCUGAUGAAGAAGUCCAGGGAGAGAUCCACCUGAGUCUGGAGCUGCUGAAAGAUACAGAGAAGAUCAGUCUGCGAUGUCAAGUCAUUGAAGCCAGAGACUUGGCUCCAAGAGACAUCUCUGGAACUUCGGAUCCAUUUGCAAGAGUUAUUUUCAACAACCACAGUGCUGAGACCUCGAUUAUCAAGAAAACCCGUUUCCCUCACUGGGGAGAGAGACUGGAGCUGGAGCUGGAUCCAGAGGAAGUAAGUGAGGAAGGAACAGUCACUGUGGAGGUCUGGGACUGGGACAUGGUGGGCAAGAAUGACUUUCUGGGAAAGGUGGAAAUCCCUUUUGCUUGUUUGCACAAGACACCUCUAUUAGAGGGCUGGUUUCGUUUGUUACCCUUGGGAAACAAUGAGGUUGAUGCCGGAGGCAAGCUGGGAGCACUGCGUCUAAAGGUGCGUUUGGUGGAGGAUCGGAUCCUGCCAUCUGUGUACUAUCAGCCUCUCAUCGACCUUCUGGUUGAGUCAGUCAUCUCCCCUACAGAGGUGGAGGACAGUAGUGCUCUGACCAUGCUGGAGGAGGUGACCACGGUCGAGAGCCGCCAAGACGUGGCAAUGACCCUGGUGAAGAUCUACCUGGGCCAGGGCCUGGUGGUGCCCUUCCUGGAUUACCUUAACACCCGGGAGGUCAACCACACCACUGAUCCAAACACUUUAUUUCGCUCCAAUUCACUUGCCUCCAAGGCCAUGGAACAGUUCAUGAAGGCUGUUGGCAUGCUGUAUCUGCAUGAGGUGUUGAAGCCCAUCAUCAACCGCAUCUUCGAUGAGAAGAAAUACAUUGAGCUGGACCCGUGUAAGAUCGACCUGAACCGCACAAGACGAAUUUCAUUUAAGGGUGCAGUGUCAGAGGCAGAGGUGCGGGACAGCAGUGUGGAGAUGCUGCAGAGCUACUUAACCAGCAUCAUUGAAUCAAUCGUGGGCUCAGUCGAUCAGUGUCCUCCUGUUAUGAGAGUGGCCUUCAAACAGCUGCACAAGAGAGUGGAGGAGCAAUUUGCUGAACCUGAGAAUGAGGAUGUGAAGUAUCUGGCCAUCAGUGGAUUCUUCUUCCUGCGUUUCUUUGCUCCUGCGAUCCUCACGCCUAAACUGUUCCAGCUGAGAGACCAGCACGCUGACACGCGUACAAGCAGAACACUGUUACUACUGGCCAAGGCAUUACAGAGUGUCGGGAACUUGGGCCUGCAGCUGGGUCAUGGAAAAGAGCAGUGGAUGGCGCCUCUUCAUCCCAUCAUCCUUCGCAGUGUCGCCUCUGUGAAGGACUUCCUUGACAAGUUAAUUGACAUAGAUCAUGACAUCGCGUCCGAGGUGCCUCAGAGGGCUGUGUUCAUGCCCUCAGUCACAGUUAAAGAGGGGUACCUCCACAAACACAAGGCAGAGGGACCCCAGCUGUUGUCCCGCUUUGCCUUCAAGAAACGCUACUUCUGGCUGACUAGUGAGACGCUGUCCUAUGCCAAGACCCCUGAGUGGCAGGUGCGCUCCUCAAUCCCUAUUCAGUGUGUGUGCGCCGUGGAGAGGGUGGAUGAAAAUGCCUUUCAGCAGCAGAAUGUAAUGCAGGUCAUCACCCAGGACAACGAAGGACAGCUGCACACCAUGUACAUCCAGUGCAAGAACGUGAAUGAGCUGAACCAGUGGCUUUCAGCGAUCAGGAAAGUCAGCAUCUACAAUGAGCGCAUGCUGCCCUCUUUCCACCCAGGGGCUCAUCGCGGUGGCAGGUGGACCUGCUGCCUGCAGGCAGACCGUCCUGUUACAGGCUGCAGUAGAACCCACUCAGCUGUGACUCUGGGUGACUGGAGUGACCCGCUGGAUCCUGACGUUGAGACUCAGACCAUAUUCAAGCAGCUUCUCCAGGGCAGAGAUAAACUCAGGAAAAAGUAUCUGGAGAUGCCAGACGCUGAUCAGACGUCGAGCAAUAAAGAAAAGAUCAGCUCUGAUGUCCACCCAGAUGGUGCAGAAUGCAAUGUUCAGCUUGUGAAGCCAGGUCAGAGUGUCGCUGCUCGGCUGCUGGCGGUCAUAGAGGAUCUGGAGCAGGCUCACGCCACCUUCCAGCGCAGAGAAAAGGAGGACGCCACCAGUGUCAUUCUGAAUCCCUAGACUCGACAUAGACUUGGAUCUGCUAAAGCCUGAAGGGACGGGGGAUGGGGAAGGGGGGGCAGCAUCCUGUACCAACAUCCUGAACCAAGUGAGCAUCUUAUAUCAACUCUCUUGAUUAUGAGGGAGAAAGAGUGGCCACAGGGCGCAACCUCAUCCAGCCUUUUAGUACAUUCCCUGCUGUAAAAAGCACAGGAAAUUCUGCCACUUUGAAUCUUUUUGUAUUCUCUGAGUGCCACCGACUUUAACAGCGCCGGGGAGAGAUUAUAAUACUUGACGAUAAAGGGGGCCGAGGGACUUUGAGGCAUGAUCUGACUUGAUAUUUUUAAUGUAGAUAACAAGCAAUCUGUUGCAUGGCCUGCAUCCACUUGUUGUGAAAUGUGAAGAGAAGCUUUUUAUAUUUUGAGAUACUGUACAGGACCUCGGUCACAUAUUUUUAUGCAAAAAGCGUGUUGUAGUGUAAAAUGUACAGUACCUGAAUGUAAGGUGUUUUAAUAUUGCUUUUAUCAACGUUUUGUAUUGAAGCGAUUUAUCACUGUGGCCGCAAUGUAGCAGUUGACAUUAACAUUAUUGAUCAUACCACCACGAGUUUAUGAAACGCUGGUGCACAUGCCACAGUGUGACGCUGCCUGUACA
Toxotes jaculatrix (banded archerfish) is the source of this 3140-nucleotide messenger RNA. Its product is annotated as rasGAP-activating-like protein 1. Gene Ontology annotation, molecular function: GTPase activator activity. The record is from RefSeq and is a predicted model, not a curated record. The transcript is spliced from 21 exons. Lineage: Eukaryota; Metazoa; Chordata; Actinopteri; Toxotidae. Bases 45 to 2507 code for a protein of 820 amino acids. Gene Ontology annotation, biological process: negative regulation of Ras protein signal transduction; regulation of GTPase activity; cellular response to calcium ion.